This is a messenger RNA of Lodderomyces theae, 1464 nucleotides long. RefSeq lists its product as uncharacterized. Gene Ontology annotation, biological process: transport. The record is from RefSeq and is a predicted model, not a curated record. The transcript has a single exon. NCBI's taxonomy places the organism in Eukaryota, Fungi, Ascomycota, Pichiomycetes, Serinales, Debaryomycetaceae. Gene Ontology annotation, molecular function: transporter activity. The coding region runs from base 1 to 1464 and encodes 487 amino acids.
AUGUUAAUCAACCAAACAUCGAUAUUCAAUCGGUUCCUAUUGGAGCCCGUGCGGGAAAUAUACGAGGCCUUUGUCAUUUACACGUUUUUCUCCUUAUUGACUGAUAUGUUGGGUGGUGAACGGAAUAUCAUCAUUAUGACCAGCGGGAGGAAACCUGUGCCCCACCCAGGGAUGAUGCGAUAUGUCUUGUCUCCCUUGGAUAUAUCUGACCCAAAAACAUUUUUGCUGAUUAAACGAGGUAUAUUGCAGUAUGUGUGGUUAAAGCCUUGUAUAUGUUUUGGUACCUUGUUUUUUGAAUUUAUGGGAUGGUACAAUGUCAAUGAUAUGAGUUUGAAGUCGAUUUAUUUGUGGAUGACGUUGAUUUACAAUGCCAGUGUUACGUUGUCAUUGUACAGUUUGGCGAUAUUUUGGAAAAUCUUGUGGGAUGAUUUGAAACCUUUUAAACCAGUGGGGAAGUUUCUCUGUGUGAAGUUGAUUAUUUUUGCGUCUUAUUGGCAAGGGGUGAUUUUGGCAAUACUCAAUUUCUUUCAGGUUCUUCCUGGAAGCGAAAACAAUACCGGUGGAGACGGUAGCAGUGGUGGCGGUGAGAGUAUUGGUGUCGGUAUACAAAAUGCAUUGCUUUGUGUUGAAUUGAUUGCGUUUGCCAUUGGCCAUUGGUACUCGUUUUCGUACUUCCCGUUCACAAUCUCGCAAUUGCCAUGGGGACGAUACAAGUUUUACUAUGCUUUAAAGGAUUGGUUAGGUUUCAAGGAUUUGCUUAUUGACUUCCGCAAGACAUUCAAAGGUGACCAUUAUAAGGAUUAUCGACAAUUUGACUCUGUCGAGGCAGUUGUAGCGCAUCCGGAAUCGAAGGGAAGAAUGAGCCGGAUACAUCAGGGAUUACGGUACCAUUAUGAUGGCAAACACAAGCAUUGGCUACCUGAUAACCUGAGUUUACACAAUGGAAACAAUGGGCAUAAUGUGCCCAGUACUUCUGAAAUCCACGCUUUGGACAAUGCAUCAUUGUUGUCGAAUAAUACAUCAAUGAGGGCCAUGUAUCCCCAAUCUCCCACCACGUCACCACCCGGUUCACCCUCAAUUGGAAGCGAUACUGACGAGAAUACAAGCUUGGACGGAGUAGCAGCAGGUGCUGCUGCAAAUGCGCCUACACUUGAAACUACGAUAAUACUGGAUAUUAUCCACUCCGACUCCAUACUUUCGACAAUUGAUUAUACACAAGAGCAAUUUGACCGCGAUGAGCUGAUUUACGAAGGGGCCAUACAUGAAGUGGGCAACUAUGCAUUGGAGGAUGAUGAUGUGAAGCGACUUUUGAAUUACCCCAUUGUCGAUGGUGUUUUGGAUAGUCAUGUGUAUGGGUACAAGGUGCAAAAGUUGCGGCAACGGCAGGAUUUGCGUAAGCUGAAGCAACGCAAAGAGUCAAUUUUGCAGCUGAAUCAAAGUUAUCGAUAUGGAAGCAUCGUAUAG